ACUGUGACAGAAUCCGAGAGGCCUCAGCGCAUGCUCCCUAGCUCAGCUGAGCCCUAAACCCCAGCAUUACCGGUUCAGCAUCAAACUGGCCCGUGGGUUUUGAAGCCUGGAGCAUUGUCUUACCGAGCUAGGGUUAGGGUUGACUUCAAUUACACUUGCAGACAUUCGAAGCUGUCAAUCUUCGCGAAGAUGAGUGGAAUGGGGUCGGAGACGCGAACGAUGCGACUUCUCAUGCUUUGUGCCAUAGGUACACUUGGAGGGAUUUUGAUGGCGUCAGCUGAUAAGAAGGCUCGUCGACUGCACGAAGAGCAGGUUUCGAUGGAUGAGAAGCUGAAGCAGCUCGAUCAGAAGGCGUAGGACUGAGAUCUGGUCCACUACAUUUGUUAACUCGUUGAGAUAACAACCAUCGCUUGGUGGCAAGGCGUUGUUCAGUGUAACCCAAUCCCACUACAUGUCACAGAAAGGAAGCUAGCUCUCUCAAUGAGCAGGGGUUGUUUACCGACACCUUUAUGUCACGAAUACUACUCCCUCAGUCUUUAGAUUAGGUUCAAAUGGUUAUUGCUGAGAAUGACGUCGAGGUCGGUGUAAUUUUGUCUCUGACAGAAAUAUGCAGUGAAUCAGAAACUUGGCCUUCCGUUAUAACUUUGAACGAAGUUCGAAUG
This is a messenger RNA of Marchantia polymorpha subsp. ruderalis, 662 nucleotides long. Lineage: Eukaryota; Viridiplantae; Streptophyta; Marchantiopsida; Marchantiales; Marchantiaceae. The record is from the annotation of a GenBank genome assembly.